Messenger RNA from Phanerochaete carnosa HHB-10118-sp, 1933 nucleotides. RefSeq lists its product as uncharacterized. Gene Ontology annotation, cellular component: chaperonin-containing T-complex. The record is from RefSeq and is a predicted model, not a curated record. The transcript has 10 exons. Gene Ontology annotation, molecular function: ATP hydrolysis activity; ATP-dependent protein folding chaperone; ATP binding. The coding region runs from base 29 to 1657 and encodes 542 amino acids. Gene Ontology annotation, biological process: protein folding. Lineage: Eukaryota; Fungi; Basidiomycota; Agaricomycetes; Polyporales; Phanerochaetaceae.
UUUACUAGCUUGCGCACAGUCUACUGCAAUGGCUGAACCGCAGGCUCUUUACGCAACGGACGAGUAUGGUCGUCCAUUCAUUAUCCUACGUGAGCAAGCCAAAACGACGCGAAGACACGGCAUCGAGGCCAUCAGGUCUCAUAUCUUAGCAGCAAGGACAGUCUCAAACAUAAUACGGACAUCGCUUGGCCCAAGAGGUCUUGACAAGAUCCUUAUUUCGCCUGACGGCGAGAUUACAGUUACCAAUGAUGGAGCGACUAUCUUGGGUCAGAUGGAGGUUGAGCACCAAAUUGCGAAGCUUCUGGUACAGUUGUCGAAGAGUCAGGACGAUGAGAUCGGUGACGGUACUACUGGUGUCGUUGUUCUUGCCGGUGCACUCUUGGAACAAAGCGAGGCCCUGCUCGACCGUGGCAUCCAUCCUAUUCGGAUAGCAGACGGCUUCGACCGUGCUUGUGUUGUUGCGGUCGAACACUUGGACAAAAUUUCUGACGUCGUCGAGUUCGGCCCAGGAAACACCAGCAAUCUCCUGAAGACUACUAUGACCUCCCUUGGCAGUAAAAUUGUCUCAAAAGAACACCAGCAGUUCGCACAGAUCGCCGUUGAUGCUGUUCUCUCCGUCGCCGAUCUCGAGCGGAAGGAUGUGCCGUUCGAUCUUAUCAAGGUUGAGGGCAAGGUUGGCGGCUCGCUCGCUGACACGACUCUCAUCAAGGGUGUACUCGUUGACAAGGACAUGUCACACCCACAAAUGCCUCACAGCGUCAGGGACGCGAAACUUGCCAUUCUCACUUGUCCAUUCGAGCCGCCACGGCCGAAGACAAAGCACAAGCUUGACAUCACCAGCGUAGAAGAGUACAACAAGCUACGCGAGUACGAGAAGGACAAGUUCGAGGAUAUGAUCAAGCGUGUCAAGGACACCGGUGCAAACCUUGUUAUCUGCCAGUGGGGCUUCGACGAUGAGGCAAACCAUUUGCUCAUGCAAAACGAUCUGCCCGCUGUGCGGUGGGUUGGUGGUCCUGAGAUCGAGCUUAUUGCGAUUGCCACCAAUGGUCGGAUUGUCCCUCGCUUCGAAGACUUGUCAUCAGAGAAGCUUGGUCAUGCAGGUGUUGUUCGCGAAGUCACCUUCGGUACUACGCGCGACAAGAUGCUGGUCAUCGAGGAGUGUGCCAAUGCUCGGACAGUGACGAUCUUCGUUCGCGGGAGCAACAAGAUGAUCGUCGACGAAGCCAAGCGUGCUCUCCACGAUUCCCUGUGUGCUGUCCGGAAUCUGAUCGUUGACAAUCGCGUCGUCUACGGUGGUGGAUCUGCGGAUAUCAGCUGCUCGCUCGCCGUCGCGAAGGCUGCCGACGAGAUCCCGAGCGUUGAGCAGUACGCCAUGCGCGCAUUCGCUUCUGCUCUCGACGCUGUCCCUCUUGCUCUUGCGGAGAACAGCGGCUUGUCACCCAUCGAGACGUUGGCCGAGGUCAAGAGCAGACAAGUUCAGGAGGGCAAGUCGUCGCUGGGUAUUGACUGCCUCGGCAAGGGCAAUAAUGACAUGAAGGAGCAAUUUGUCUUCGACCCAUUGAUCUCGAAGAGACAACAGCUCCUCCUUGCUACACAGCUCGUCAGGGCUAUCUUGAAAAUUGACGACGUCAUCGUUGCUGGUGAAGCUGAGGAUUAGACGCUAGCGCUUUGUAGAUAGUACAAUGAUAUAAUAGGCCAACCGGAAUCAUUGCUGAUUGAAGUGCGCGAACCUCUCAUCUAAGUCGACUGGAAGCAAAAAAUAUGCGCGAUCUCGAUCCCCCGAACGCUUCCAUAUGUCCUUACUCGCACCUCUCCCCUUGCAUGUACAUCCGCCGCCCACUGUUGUCUGCCGUGCCAUUAUGGUACGACUUGACGAAUUAUUUCUGGCGGAUCAGAGACAACGUCCGUGUUGCGAUGUCGCACAGCUUGAGAG